AUGCUCACAUCGUGUGCUUUCCAGCCAGUCUUUGGACGCAUCUUCAUGCUGUAUUCGGUCAAGUGGUCAUAUCUCACUGCCAUGAUUUUAUUCGAACUUGGCUCCCUCCUCUGCGGACUGGCACCAAACUCGGCGACCCUGAUUGUUGGGCGGGCUAUUGCGGGGUUCGGCAGUGCUGGUAUUCUAAUCGGCAGCUUUAUCAUCGUGACGAUGGCUGUUCCGCUGCAGAAGCGUCCUGUCUUCACGUCCGUGGUUGGCUUGAUGUUCGGUGUCGGGGCCUCGGUCGGACCUCUCCUAGGUGGUGUCUUUACGGACCUUGUGACGUGGAGAUGGUGCUUCUAUAUCAACUUGCCGCUUGGUGGUGUAACCAUCAUCUGCUUGAUUCUGUUCUUCAACCCCCAAAAAAGCAAUCGCAACGCCGGAACAUUCUUUGACAGAUUUAAGGACCUUGAUAUUGUGGGCAAUAUCCUCAUUCUGGGCGCUUUCAUCAUGCUCUUCCUGGCGCUUGAACAUACGACUCGAGGCUUUUCAUGGAACCACCCACUCAUCAUUUGGCUUUUAGCCGGUUGUGGUAUUACCGCCAUUAUAUUCAUGGUUUGGCAAUGGGCUAAAGGGGAUGCGGCAUUGAUCCCCCCUCGCAUCAUCGAGCAGCGUACGGUGGCGGCAUCAUGCGGCACGGCCUUCAUGAUAUACGCGAUCUUGAUCAACAUGACCUUCUUCCUCCCGAUCUGGUUCCAGGCCGUCAAAAAUGACACUGCCAUGCGCUCAGGCGUGCACAUGGUCCCGUUCUUUGUAACCCAGUCGGUCUUUUCACUGAUUGCAGGAGGCAUCGUGUCCAAAACUGGUUACGCAACCCCUCCAGCAGUAAUCGGCUCUGCUAUUGGCACUGUUGGCCUCGGAUUGCUGACUCUGUUGAAGCCCGGCACAGGAACAGCCCAGUGGGUAGGCUAUGAAGUUUUAACGAGCGCUGGCUUUGGCCUGUCGAUUCAACAAUGCUUCACAGCAGUGCAGACGGUACUUAGCGAGGAGGACGUGGCGUUGGGAACUGCGGCCGUAUCCGCUGCUCAGUCGCUUGGAGGCGCUAUCUUCGUGUCGGUAGGAAACAGUGUAUUUCAGCAUCAGUUGCUCAAGGCAGCCGACGCCAACUUGCUCCCGGGAGUCGACAUCAAGCAGGUGAUCGAGGCGGGUGCGACAGCGUUCCGCGACUUGAUAUCGGCGGAGCAACUGCCCGCCAUGAUUCGGGUUUACAAUAAGGCGAUUCAGGCGGCGCUCAUCAUCCCCAUUCCGCUAGGAAUACUCGCAACUCUUAUUGCGUGCUUCAUCGAAUUCAGAUCGGUGAAGAAACUCAUAAAGACCAACGAGGAGUCAGGCACAUGCAGCACUGAACUUUCCGACCAGAGGCCAGGUACGAGCGCACGAAUCUAA
Neurospora crassa OR74A is the source of this 1425-nucleotide messenger RNA. RefSeq lists its product as hypothetical. Gene Ontology annotation, molecular function: transmembrane transporter activity. The transcript has 3 exons. The record is from RefSeq and is a predicted model, not a curated record. The coding region runs from base 1 to 1425 and encodes 474 amino acids. NCBI's taxonomy places the organism in Eukaryota, Fungi, Ascomycota, Sordariomycetes, Sordariales, Sordariaceae. Gene Ontology annotation, biological process: transmembrane transport.